UGGAGCCACCCAGGCGCCCUCCCUGAAAUUGUAAAUCGUGUACCGUGUGCAGAUGAGGGCCGCGCAUCGAUGGGCCCCGGGACAUGGCGGCAGCUGGCCCGGGAAGCAGGAGUCCGGGCAGGCUGUGUGGCGGGACAAUCACCAGGCUGGGUUUGUCGUAAGUGGAGGGAGCCCCGCUGCACAGGACGUGGGGGUGUGCCCCGUAUGGGGGUGGCAAAGCAGCGGUAACAAGUCAUCCCCUCCACCGGCUGGCGGUAGGCUUGGGGCCUCCGUGGGCUGGUGCGCCCCCCACACCCCCCUUGUCCAGCACAGCCCGGAGGCGCGGUGGGAUGGGGGGAUGUUCACUGGGCGCACCCCCCCUUCCUGAAAGAGAGGCCGUUUGGUGCAGGCCCAGCGCCCUGGGGGGAUUUGGGCCGCGGCUCCGGCUCUGCGUCUGCAAGACCCGCGUCUGAUGGAUGAGGAAACGCUCCGAUGCGCCUACAGGGGUCAUCGGGGCCAGACCCCAGAGGCUGCGUCCAGGCUUCCAGGGGAGUGGAGCUCAUACCAUUUUGCCAUCAGCUGCGUGUGGUGCCCUCUUGCUUGGAGACCCUCCCUCCCAGCAGCUUGCAGGAAGCAGGCUGCCAGUCCUCGCCGCCUGCGGGCCAGGGACCUGCUUUCACAGGGCACAGCAGACGCCGCGCAGAUAACCUUCUCCCACAGGCGCAGGGGGAGUGGUGGCCCUCUCAGGGUGACCGCGCCUCUGGAAUCCCCAAGGCUUUCACUGGUACACGCUCAGCGGUGUGCAGCGGUGUCUGCCCCGAGCCCACCGGUCAUUCAGAUUGUGCCGCCCUUCCUCCCGUUCCCGAGGCGUGUCCCAUUCUGGGGGAGGGGUCCUCACUCCCUCCCACCCAACACGCUCACAUACGUGCCCCCACGCUCCCACAGGGUUGUGUCUCGGGGCAGAGGGACCGCUCAUGGGCUGCCUGCCCCAGCCCAGGGGAGAUGCGGCAUUGUCCCUAGGCCGUGGCCUCCUGGGCUCGCUGCGUGUGGGUUCUGGAGGCUCAAGGGCCCCACGGCCCUGCUACGGUUCCCUUACCCCAGGGGCAGGCCCCGUUUGGAAAUCAGUCCCAGGGUAUGGAGGUUUGAGGGUGGCUGCUUUCGUCUGGGGGUCCCCAGGCCCCUGAGUCCCCUUGCUGGGUGUGGGGGCCUGCAAGGGCUCCGGUCACUCCCCACUCCUCCAGGAACUGCUCACAUGACUCGAAGAGAGAAGGACAUGGGAGCCUUCACCCUCAGGUGCUUCCCAGGCAGACGGGACCCUGGGGGCCUCCCGCCUCCACUGGGGUGCCGUGUGGACUUCCGACUUCCUUCAGGACGGUGGACCUCUGAGUCCCCGUCUCUGCAGGGUUGGCCCAGGGCGUCCGAGGAGCAAGUCGGAUCAAAUCCACGUUUGCGGCACCCUCUGUGUGGGCUCUGCAGCGGGAGCCCGUCUGUGCUGCCCAGAAGGCUGCAGCUCAGAUCCGGGGAGCAGACGGAAGGCCCCUCUCGCUGAGAGGCAGUGAAGCAGGUGGGGAGGGGGGCGGGGCUGCAGGUGAGCACACCUGUACCAGCUCUGCCCUGUGU
This is a messenger RNA of Ailuropoda melanoleuca (giant panda), 1599 nucleotides long. RefSeq lists its product as uncharacterized. The transcript is spliced from 2 exons. The coding region runs from base 452 to 1528 and encodes 358 amino acids. NCBI's taxonomy places the organism in Eukaryota, Metazoa, Chordata, Mammalia, Carnivora, Ursidae. The record is from RefSeq and is a predicted model, not a curated record.